AUGGAGAAGAACGGCAACAGGGACGUCAAGUCCGAGGCCCAGGAGGAGAAGGAGAAGCGCGAAAAGCCCGACAGCAAUGGCGCUCAUGCUCAGCCCUCCAAGAGUCCCAAGAAGCGCAGAAAGGUCAAUCAUGCUUGUGUAUACUGCCGGCGAUCUGUAAGUCAGACGGCCCUCCCUCCGACCGAGACGUGUAUCCGUUCGAUUCUCCGUGGCUUUGCCCACGGUGCCGAGACUAUUGCCUGUUCGCGAUGCUGCUGUGAACGACCGUGUACGAGAUGCAUCAAGCGCAAUAUUGGCCACCUCUGCCACGACGAGCCCCGCGACCCCGACUCCAAGAAGGCGAAGAGCACCCACGCCACCUCCGUCGUCGACGACUCCGAGACCACACAGUCCGAGCUUGCCGCCCGGGGCUCUAUCGACCAAUCCGCUGCAGGAUCAAUGGGCCCGCCGCCUCCUUUCGAGAGAAAGACGUCUGCAUUUGGCGCCGCUGUCCUCGGCCAGGGCAACCCACUACACCUUGUGUCCCCGGGGGCGGUGUCUGGCAUGCCGGGCAACGGCAGCAACAUGAACCAAUUCGCUGGAUUCUCCGACGCUUGGUUGACGGCCCAGAACCACUACCACGACAUGCAAAACUACCACCCCAACUACAUGAUCGCCCCCGAAGUCACCCACGAGUUCAACCUGCUCAACGAUUUCCUGCAAACGAGCCUGCUCGAUGACGGCGGCAUCCUCUCCGACGACUCCCAGAACAGCCCCGCCUUCAGCAGGACAGCGGGCGCCAACGACAUGCUGCCCACGUUCGGCAGCAAUCAUAACAACAACGCCAGCACCAGGGCCACCGCCAACGCCCUUCAGCAAAUGUUGCCCCCGUCCAACCUUGAGCAGGGCAAGGCGAUCUCCCGGCCCGGGAGUGUCGUCCAGGGCGACAAGGACAAGGCGCGCGAAUACUACCUUCAAGCGGCGGACCCCUCGGGUAACGACACCCCCGAAGAGCGCAUGGACCGUGUGUUGAAGGCCAAAUACGAAGCUGGAUUGCUGAAGCCGUUCAACUAUGUAAAGGGCUAUGCGCGCCUGGGCACGUAUCUGGACAGUCACAUCGCGGCUUCAUCGAAACAGAAGAUUCUGCGCACGAUUGACCGCUUCCGGCCAAAGUUUCGCGAAAAGGCGCAGGCUCUGACGGACAUGGAGCUGUUGUACGUGGAGAUGUGGUUCGAGAAACAGCUCAUGGAGUACGACCGCGUCUUCGCGAGUAUGGCUGUCCCCGCGUGCUGUUGGAGGAGAACGGGAGAGAUUUUCAGAGGCAACAACGAGAUGGCGGAGCUGUUGCACGUUCCGGUUGAGAACCUACGAGACGGCAAAAUCUCUUUACACGAGAUUCUCACGGAAGAGUCGCUCGUCCGUUAUUGGGAAGAGUUCGGAACGAUCGCCUUCGACCCGGCUCACGAUACAUUACUUACGGCAUGCACACUUAAGAACCCUGACGACAAGGCGACGGAUCCGGUUGUUAACUGCUGUUUUUCGUUCAUGAUUCAACGAGAUAAUCACAAGAUCCCGACACUCAUCAUUGGCAACUUCCUGCCCAACGAUCCGGCCCGUCCUUAA
This is a messenger RNA of Colletotrichum truncatum, 1602 nucleotides long. NCBI's taxonomy places the organism in Eukaryota, Fungi, Ascomycota, Sordariomycetes, Glomerellales, Glomerellaceae. The record is from RefSeq and is a predicted model, not a curated record.